This is a messenger RNA of Mytilinidion resinicola, 3663 nucleotides long. Its product is annotated as checkpoint protein kinase-like protein. Gene Ontology annotation, biological process: protein phosphorylation; meiotic sister chromatid cohesion, centromeric; mitotic spindle assembly checkpoint signaling. Gene Ontology annotation, molecular function: protein kinase activity; ATP binding. The transcript is spliced from 3 exons. NCBI's taxonomy places the organism in Eukaryota, Fungi, Ascomycota, Dothideomycetes, Mytilinidiales, Mytilinidiaceae. The record is from RefSeq and is a predicted model, not a curated record. The coding region runs from base 1 to 3663 and encodes 1220 amino acids.
AUGCCUUCCGACGACUUGAUCGACUUCGAGAUCAUCGAAAACCAGAAGGAAAACAUCCAGUCUCUCCCGAGCGGCCGCUCAGCCAAAGCUCUCGCACAACUAUACUCUCCUCCGCUCUCCUUAGGGUCCUUGAAGACACCUCCUCCAUCCCAUACUCAGGACCUCAACAACGCGAUACGGCAGGAGUAUGAGAAGGAGCUUCUGACGAUCGACGACUCCGACGACCCUCUGGACAUUUACGACCGCUAUGUGAAGUGGACCCUCGACGCAUACCCAUCGGCACAAAACACGCCGCAGUCGCAGCUAUCGACCCUCCUAGAACGAGCGACCAAGGCCUUCCAGGGCUCCACGCACUACAAGAACGACCCUCGCUAUCUGAAGCUGUGGCUGCAUUACAUCCGAUUGUUCUCGGACGCGCCACGCGAGACUUUUGCAUACCUUGCAAGACACAACAUUGGCGAUGGUCUAGCGCUAUUCUAUGAGGAGUUCGCCUCAUGGCUGGAGAAUGCGGGGCGUUGGACGCAGGCGGAAGAAGUCUACAAGCUGGGACUGGAGCGAGAGGCACGACCCACAGAGAGAUUGAUGCGCAAGUUUGGGGAGUUUGAAAACAGGUUCGCGGCCCGGCCGCAAGACGUUGCGGAGCCCAGCAGCCCAGCGCUACCGACAGUGCGUCCAGCGUUGGCAGCAAAGAUCGACCCUUUUGCCCACACAUCGUCUCCGAUAGACCCACAAGCUCAGAGUCGUGCCGGGAGCAGCACAGGUGCGUCGAGGACUGGCCGACAGAAGUUGGCGAUCUUUUCGGAUGGAGACGAAGCAGCGAAACCAGGAUCAAGUGGGAGCACGAAGGGAUGGGACAGUAUCGGAUCUCUGGCAGACCGGAAGAAGGAGAACACAGUCGGAGCGAAGCCCUGGGCAGGGGAGACACUGAAGGCCGGCAAGAAGAACGCGGGAGUUCCCAAGAUGAUGAUAUUCAAGGACGAGGUGAAUUCCUCAAAACAACCCAAAUCGCACCCACUGCGUGAUCAACAACAGAGCGUCAACCCGAAAACAGGACGAACAGAAUGCGUCUUCGUCAACCUGGAGCUCGUAUAUCCAAAUGCUGACGAUCCUUCGGCCGCUGAGUUCUCAUUCGAAGAGCUGAGAGCUAAACAUAGGGGUUGGCUGGAUUAUGAUUGGGGCGCCAUCCGCAAGAAGGAAGCGGAGCAAAUGUCUCAGCAUACUAACUCUAAGGCUCGGAAAGAUACGUUGACGAAAAAGCCAACAAUUGGAGUAGAAGUCAUUACAGCAGGUAUCGAAGAGAACCUCGUUUUAAACGACGAGAAUACCCCCCCCUCUCAAGUUCAUGUCGAGAAGGUUUCAGUGGCCAAGAAGAUGCGCAGAGAGGAGAAAGCCAAUCGGACUAGAAAGAUCAAGGUCAUGGAAGUUCGAGCAGAGCCUCAAACAGUUCAAACUAAUUUGGCAUCGCCGACUGGACCCAAGCUGCGAAAGAAGAGGAAUGCCGAACCUACAAUGACGUUCCACACUAAAGAAGCGAUGGAUGAGAUCUAUGGAAUAUUCAACCAACCCCUCAAGACAGACGGUGACUCAGCAGCCGAGUCAGAAAGCGGCGAGGAUAGCGACGAUGACGACGACUAUACGAGUGCUGGAGAGAGUACUGGUACCGGCCGAAUUUCAGGCACUACCAGCGAAUUUGGAGAUGAAACUACAGGAGUCGACUUCACGACUAAAACCACGAUGGAUGACGAAGAAGAUGAGGCAGAUGAGACCGAGAUAAAGAGCGUUUCGGAAUGGUCGGAGUUCACGGCGAGCAAGCAUAUCCCCGAUGGCGAAAAUCCUGACCAGAUUGGUAGUGAGAACGAGCACACCGACGACGAGUCGUGGGAAGCUCUUCGCGAGGCACAUCUGAAUGCACAGGGGAUCAAUCAGGAACUCGUAACGCCCACCUCUCCAGACAUCGGAUCAGUGUCUUUGCCAACGCGCUUCGUCCCUAUCCCACCAGAGGGCUGCGAUGUUCCGACUCGCCCUUUCCGAGAUCCUACGCAGGUUGCUCACAAUCGAUUACCUUUCAUGACACCCAUCGUGGAGAAGACGGAAUCGUCGAUAGGAGCAGCAACUGCACGUUCCCAAAAGGAUUACUUCUCUGUUAAAACUCCGUCGCGGUCCAAGGGUGCUUCGGCAAUCCUUGAGGAUGACGGUGAACCCUGGAGUAGCCCUUUCCAGGAUGUCUUAGAAGAGGCUCUUAAGAAAUCAGCGAAGAUCCCUCAACCUGCACUGGGAGAGCGAAAGAAGGAAUCGAAACAGCCUCUGGGAACUUCAAAGGCUCGACCUCUAGCAAAAAAGACCGUGGAGGCGAAAGAGUCGGUUCAAAAGGGGCCAAUCAUUAAGGAUGCUCAAUGCAAUCCCGUGGACGAAGGCAUCCGGGAAAUCAUUCUCAGUCAAAUCCAGCCACCACUGUCUUCUUACGAAGGCUAUUCUGAAGACAAGGACAAGGCUUUCGGACGAGGUGCUGAGAUUCGGAAAUUUACCAAGGCUGUCAGUAAGAUGAACAAAAACGCAAACGACAAGACGGCAACGAAUCUCAUGAUGCCUCCUGCCCUGCAGUUGAAGGGCUCGGACAGAGCCUACGCCGUCAGGCGAGAACUCGGCAAAGGAGCCUUCGCGCCUGUCUACCUCGUUGAAAGCUCUCCUGUGGACGAGGAAGAUGACGAGGAGAAGCCUGUGAUGAUGGGCAAAGGAGACUUCGGCGUAAAACGACAACCUCUUGAAGCGAUCAAGAUGGAAGACCCACCAUCGGCAUGGGAGUUCUAUAUGCUCCGCCAGGCGAAACGCCGUCUUGGCGUUUCGCGCCCUGCAGACUCUGUCGUCUACGCAUACGAGAUGCACAUGUUCCAAGAUGAAGGCUUUCUGGUCGAAGAAUUCCGCGACCAAGGCACCCUACUCGACCUUGUCAACAUCGCGCGCGCCGAAACAAACGGCAGUGGAGGCAUGGAAGAGCAGAUGGCCAUGUUCUUCAGCAUCGAACUCUUCAGGACCGUCGAAGCUCUACAUGCUAAAGGUAUCAUCCAUGGCGACCUCAAGGCGGAUAAUAUCCUUGUGCGACUCGAGAGCCUCGCACCGGACGCUUACUGGACCUCGCAAUACCAGCACGACGGGCGCGAUGGAUGGGCGGCUAAAGGCGUGUCGCUCAUUGACUUUGGUCGUGGGAUUGACAUGAAGGUCUUCAAGCCGGAUGUCCAGUUCAUCGCGGACUGGAAGACUUCAGAAGGGGAUUGUGCUGAGAUGCGCGAGCUACGGCCGUGGACGUACCAAGUUGAUUAUCACGGUCUCGCGGGGAUCGUGCAUAGUCUGCUGUUCGGGAAGUACAUCGAGACGGUUGCCGAGCGGGGCGGGACGCUUGGGGCUGGUGCUACGAAGACGUACCGAAUCCGUGAGAGCCUGAAGAGGUACUGGCAGACGGAAAUCUGGAGUGAGAUGUUGGACCUGCUACUCAAUCCCCUGAUGCAUCUGGAGGGCGAGGAGGGAAGGAAGCUGCCUGUGCUGAAGGGGAUGAAGGCGGUGCGGGAGAGGAUGGAAGCUUGGCUGGAGGCGAAUUGCGAGAAAGGGGUCGGCUUGAAGGCUAUGGUGAGGCGUAUGGAGACGGCGGUGAAGGAGAGGAAGAAGUGA